CGGAGACGGAGGAGUGGUCAGCGCCAGCGGGGGCACGUGGGCGCCAUGGGGAGCCUCUAGCUGGGACGCAGCCCUCAGCCGGGCAGCGGAGGCAUGCCGCCUGCCCGGGGGGAGAAGCUACCGGCGCCACCCGACUCGCUGCCGAGGAGGAAGUCUCCCCGCCUGCCUCCCUGCUUCCUAUCUCCCUCUCUCCCUCCGCCCCAGCGGCCGGGAGCGCUCAGCGCGCCGCCGGCGGCCCGGAGCCUGCCCGAGCCCGCUCGCAACAGCGCUGCCGCAAAGCGCGACGACCCGCGGCGAGCACACGAGCGCGGCAGCCAGCCGCCCUUUAUUGUGGCGGUGGCCCCGCCGCCCCUUCGGCCAAGCGUGGGAGGGGAAGUGGGGCGCGCGCCGCGAUCGGCCGGGCCCCCGGGGCCCAGUGGGCCCCCGUCCGCCCCGAGCAGACCCUGCGCGCAGAGCCCGGAAUCAUCCUCGCCCGGUGUCGCGUUCCGUCUCUGCGGGCCGCUGGGCGCGGGCGCUGCCGCGGGCCCUUCGCGUUGGUGGUGUGCGGAGGCCUCGUCGCCGCCGCGGCGGGCGGGCGCGCCGCCCGCCCUCUGUUGCGCGCUCCCUCCCGCCCACCACAGCAGCACGGUGCUCCGGCGGGGGCGACCGCCCCGGGGGGGAGGAGGCAAAGGCCGCCAUCGAUUGGACGGCCGGGCGAUUGCAGGGGCUGCGGCCGGGCCCGGUGGCGCGCGGACGCUGCGCAGCGGCGGCCCAGAAAAGGGCGGCCUCGGGCGGGCGGGACUGCUGCGCUUUCUCUCCCGGCGCCGUCGCCGGGCGGUGAGGAGUAUCCGGCCGGAACCGGCUCUGAUAGGUGCGUGUGGGGACCGGAGACUGCCCCACGCUGCUGUCUGCUUGGAAGGCGUCAGCGGGGCGCGGUAGGUGCAGGCUGCUGACGGUAUAGGGGCAAACUCCCUCCGCCUGCCGGUUUAUGCCAAAAACCCCAGAAAUGUCGGUAAACGCCUUAAUUUGCCACGGGAAUGACGGUUUGUUGCCUUGUUGUUAGAUAAGCAUUAUGCGAGCUAGGCCGUUUGCAUGAGAAGACACCAGGAGUGCAACUAAAGGUUUCUCUUGAAGUAAUGAGAAUGUCCCUGUACAUGGGUGCAUGCGUCUCUGCAUUGAGCUAAACAGCUGUGUUUGCCGAGCCAAUCCGGUUGGGUUUAGUUUUCAGGAAGGAAAAAUCACUAUUUAGCGAAAUUUACUACCUAGAGGGAUGCACUUGCUGUCAUCAUCAGAACAACAACAAUUUUAUGAGAUCUAAAUGCAGACAGAGAAUUCAUUUCAUUUUGCAUAUCGCAGUAGUGCCACUUUCUCCUAUGCAAUUCUGUGAGUGGGAAAGGUUUCCGCAAAUCAUGCCUUUUCAAGGAUUACCCUGCUGUGCCAGCCUUUUCCCUCACUCCUUCAUGUCAUUUGAUUGAGGUUUUCAUCUAGUGUGGGGAAAGGUGGCCUUGACUCCCCAAAGGGCUAGCACCUUUGGGACUUGUAGCCUACUGCUGACAUGAUUCAUGUGUCUCAGCAAUUAUAUAAGGCCAUUCAAAGCCUUUCUCAAUUUGUUUGCUUAAACUCUACAGAGCUAACCCCUCAUGUCUCCAGCCCGGAAUCAGGAAACAACCUCAACAACUCCUCUCGUGUGAUCCUGUGGAACACAGGGGUCUGAAGUACUUUCCUGUCAUAUCUUCUGCUUCACCUUUACGAGGUGUCUGCACCUCUUUCAGAUUGCUGCUAUAGGGCAAGCAUAUGCAGCCUGUAUGAAGCUCCUGGCAGUACACAGAUGGCAGAAAGAAAUGAACAGAGCCACUAUUGGCUUUAUGAUGAUUCAUUUUUCACUCACUUCCUGGGGGGAAGUCGCUUUAAAACUGCUCCCAUACUGAAGAUAUUACAUAAGACAGCAUUGUGGCACAGACUUCCUUUUUUGUGAGCCCUCCAAAACUUUGCAGAUUUAAAUACUGGAAGAUUUUAUACUACAGGAAAAGGUGUGAAAACGGCAUCAGUCCUUCAACUAAGACAAUAUUUCUAACUUUUUUUGCACCUAGAUUGUCUUCCAGAAAUAAGCAAAGAAAAGAUAUUUCUGCAGCAUGAAACUACUUCAGCUAUUAAUCUAACAUGCACUCCAGACUACAGGCUAUCCGGAAGUUCAGGAAGGCUGUUUCUGUGCAGUAUGGGUCAGCAGUCUUGCAGACAUGUAACCUGACAGUUCUGGUGCAUUGCACUUCAUUUACUUCUGGAGCUGAGGAGUUCCAUUUUCCUGUUGGUUCUAAAUCUAAAUCAGCUCUUUUCAAGAUAAUAUCAUUACAAGAGCUAGAUCCAGGGUUUUUUUCCAAGUGUCUUUUAACUCGAGUUGGACAAGAAAAUGUGAUACCUUUAGCCUGAUACCUUAUUAGGGUUAUUUACCAUAUUUGGAAAAUAGACAAGCUUUUGGCAGUCUACAGAAAGCCUUCUUCAGGUCUGCUUAAGGUCUUCAGGUACUUAAGAUUUUCUUUCUUUAAGGUUUAAAACAACUGGUAUCUUAACUCAUUUUUCCAAACAGACACAUACUGAUGGAUGGCCAGAGUUAAACUCAUUGAUAACUUUACAUCAAACAGAUCCAGGGAAAAGUUGUAACAAGUGAUUUAUACUUUUAUUCUGUUUUAAAGUUUACAAACUUGAAACACUGCAAUGAUCAGAAAGCUACUGCACUCAGUAUUGUAAACUUCUUUUCACUUCAGGUGAAUUCAGGCCUCAGUGGUUUGAGUCAGAACAAUCACUACAAGAACAUCUGACACUGAUGCAAGCUCUUCUGCAGACCAGGAUUGCCUGUUUCUUCCAACCUUGUAACUAAUUCUGCCUAAAAACUAACACAAAAUUUGAGUCCAGAUUUCCAUAUCUUCAAAUGGUCUGCCAGAAUCAGUCAUAUGGUAUGAUUCUCAGCGAUCUUACUGUGGCCCAGUGUUGAAAACAGUCAGAUAUAUUGUUUUGUUAAAAAUUGAACAAGUUAAACCUCCACUGUGCCCAAGGGAUCUCUUAAAAACUGAUAACAGCUGAAGUGGUGUUUAAGGCUUUGUGUAAACUAGACUUUGCAAUGGGAUGAUUUUUACCCUGAAUCCUUCAUUAUCUCUGUUUUGUCCCCCUCAGUGCUGCUGAAGUACCUGAUUAUGAGAAGGACAUACAGAAAAGAUCUACUGCAAGUAAGACUGACAAGAUGGUAGUUAGUUGAAAAAACUAAUUCAGCAGGGAGUUGUGUCAGAUUUUUUAAAAGGAUGCCUCUCUCAACAGAAAGAUGAUAUGCAUAUUUUAAAAGUGUUUUCUUUACUCCACAGGUAAAUAAACAUGUUCACCUGCAAAUUUCUUGUAGAGAAAAUGCACAUCCAGCUUCCUGCAGACAUUAAUUUGUCUUUUAAGUAGUUGAGAAAGACAUGUGAAAUCAACAGGACUUAAAAAUCUCAUGGUUGAGUGCAACAGUACAGGUGGCGUACAAGAUAUUUCCACUGGCACUACAUGGCUGCUGCAUUUUCCCCGUCUGCAGCAGUCUGCUGCUUAUUGCAGGGGUAGCCUAAGUUGCCAUUUAUGAGUUGGAGGCCAGUCCUGCUAGAUGUUAACUUUCUCCUGUGGGAGUCACUGGACACAGGACUUCUGCAAGAGUCCCUGGCUUAGCAUCUGGCUAAGGACUGGAUCUACUGGGACUAGAGUGAAUCUGUUGUUGAAGCCACCACUGGGACAUUGCUAACCUCAUUGAAGAAUUAGAAAUGCAAAAGGCAGAAGAUGGGACACAUCUCUCAGGAAACAAACAUUAGUGUUUGUAAUACAUGAAAAUAUAUUCAGGUCCUCUAUUCCUGCAUUAAAAUAAUGUUUUCCUAAGACUGUACACAGAGAUCCUAGAGCUUUAAGAUGGACCCUCUGGUUUCUUCUUCGUACUCCAUCCCAGCACUUACUUGCUUUGAAGUUGCACUGUUGGUGGGCUCCCAGUUCUCAAAUAGUCAUUUCUAUACUCUGCUGUAGCUUCCAUUUGAGUUGCUGUGAGAGACUGAAUUGUUAUCUUAAGCUGUUUGUCUCAAAGAUUGUUUGUUAUGAGAGACUGGACUAUCAUCUCAAGCCAUUGUUUCCUGUGACGAGCCACUUAUCCCAGAGAUGGAUUGUUUAAGCAGGGCACUCCUCUGUCCAAAAGGACAAUUACCAGGCCACUGAGGCAUCCAGGGGAGGAGACAGGCCGGAGCCAGCGAAGAAUGUGGAGACUACCAUUCUCAUGGAAACUGUAGUCUUUGAGAUAAGAUGCUGGUUUCUGGUGUUGAUCACACGAAGGUCGGUCGUGUGAUAGACAGAAUCUGCAGUGCGUGAACAGUGCAUGAACAGUACGUAUGUGCAUGCAUUGUUGGACUAUGCCCUAUAAAAAACUGUGGAGACAAGCCAUGGUGUGCACCCAUCACCGAAGAAUUGAAGACUGAGGACCAACGGGACGCUGCUGGAUCCAUGGUGGUGACUAUCCUUGCAACUCUGUCCCGACUGCUUGCUUGAUUUCUGCCUUUUCUUCCAUUCUAUCCUAUCGCUACUAUUUUCUACUUUUGAUAAUAAAAGCUCUUUUGGGUGUACAGCA
Molecule: messenger RNA, 4603 nt
Organism: Harpia harpyja (harpy eagle)
Lineage: Eukaryota; Metazoa; Chordata; Aves; Accipitriformes; Accipitridae
Product: translation initiation factor IF-2-like
Exons: 2
Coding region: 94-918 (274 amino acids)
Source: RefSeq, a predicted model, not a curated record